UGAGACCGAGAGAGCGCUGUUGCUACUAAUAGUGUGCAACAUUGCUCUUCCGUCUCACGGAUGGAUAUUUGCCAGCUUAGGUCAAUUUUUUUCCGGAGUGACGUCACUGAUGACCAAGGGUUCUAUAAAGGCUCCUUGCUGAUGGCGCACUCUCUCUGCAGACGGACGUGUGAGAAGGAUAGUGUGAACCCGGCUUGACUUAAUAUCUUGAUGGAGGAUAUGGCAUUUGCAGAUUAUGACUAUGAAUUUGCUCAAGAUGAAGAGGGUGAGGACUAUUUAGAUUACUAUGAUGAGGAUGUAUAUGAGCUUCCAGUUGGAGAAUCUUGGGAGGAGGAGGAAGAAGAAACAAAUAUGUCAACUGGAGCUUCCAUGUCAGAGCUGUAUGAAUACUGUGUUGUGCCCACUGUGUCAGACUCUUCACAACACUUGUACAGCCUUUUGGCAUGGUCACUCAUCUUCUUACUUACAACCAGGAUAGUGCGGCCGCCAGCUUGGCUUGUGCACCUGAUGUCUGCCACGUGUGGGGGUAUUGUGACCUGGGGAAUGUUUGGCCACCGCUGCAGCUAUAUGGUCUGUCUCCUGGCCGUUGGGGGACUUGUCCUCUCACUGUCUCAUUUUGUACUUAAGUCUCGCCGGGGUCCCUUCACCUGUGUGUCAUGUGUGGCCUUCCUCAUUGCUUGUGAGCUCUGGUUGGCUGAUCCGGUUGACUGGCACAGCAUUCGAGGCCCACAGAUGAUCAUUCUCAUGAAGGUAGUAUCUGUUGGAUUCGAUCUAGACUCAUCAUCUCUGUCUAGACUGCCCAAUAUCUUGGAGAUGGUUGGGUACAUCUUAAAUCCUGGCACAGUGAUAUUUGGCCCUUGGAUAUCUUUUUCAUCAUACAAGAGGGUCCUCCAGCCAUUUUCCUGGAACCUGAGGCUGGUAUUGGGAGUAAUCAUCCACCUUAUUACUUGUAUGAUUUUCCUCCUCCUCUCCACCUGCUUUGCAUUGUGGAUGGUGCCUGAUUCAAUCAAUAAAUGGGCACAAGCAUUCAGAGAUGCAUUUUCCUUCCGAUCUAGUCAUUACUUUGUGUCGUAUUUAAGUGUGACUUCUGCCCAGCUGUCUGGGCUGGAUAUCAGAGAGGUAGCCAGACCAGCUUAUAUUGAAAUUCCUCGUUCAUUAGUGGAAGUGGUCGUGUACUGGAACAUGCCUAUGCACUACUGGCUAAAAACCUAUAUUUUCAAAACUGCAAGAAACUGGUUUGGAAUAUUCUGGGCAAUACUCUUCACCUACAGUAUGUCAUCUCUCUUCCAUGGACUCAACUUCCAGCUGGCAGCAGUGCUUUUGUCACUUGGGUUUUAUACUUAUGUAGAGCACUCAUUAAGGGUCAAGCUGGCCAGCAUUUUUGAUGCUUGUGUUCUUGCUAGACCAUGUCCAGAAAAGUGUCAUCACCAGUAUAAGAAAUGGUCAUGGAUUGGAAUUUUCAUCAACAUUUCCUUCUCUGUGUUGGCAAUGGUGCACCUUGCCUACUUGGGCAUCAUGUUUGACUCCAACUCCCAAGAGCAAGAGACAGGCUACAGUCUGAGUCAUACACUCAGUAAAUGGGCAAGUUUAAGUUAUUCAAGUCACUGGAUUAUAUUUGUAUGCUACAUCAUGUAUAUUUUAAUAUAAUAUCUCAAAAUAUUUUUAAUUAUAUAUUUUAUAUGCAAUUUUAUAAUUUGCCAUGCAAAAAUCUUAUUAACUUUAAUUCUUGUUAUUAAAUUAUCUGGAGUUUUGUGUAUAACUUUAGCCAAAUUGAAAAAAAAAUACUUAAAAGAAAUAGUAUUCUGUUAAAAUUUCAUAUCCCCUUACAAUUUUUUUGCAUUUGUGCAUUUUAUGCUUUUUUCGUGAUAUUGGAUUCCUAUACUAUGCCUUUUUUUGCAGAUGCCAUUUGUAUUAAAUUCAGUAAUUAUUUUCUUGUUGAUGCAAAACAAUAGUGUAUUGUUUAGCAAAAAAAAAGAAAAAACAAGGAAUUAUCACUUACUGUGGUAUCCUCUCCGUAAUGUCCAAUAAGAGACUUCUUAACAUUUUUGAACUGCAAUCUGUUCCUUGAUCCAUUGAAGGCCUUUUAAGUCCUCAAAUUAAUUUUUGCUCAAAGAUAGAAAUGUUUCAUCAGCUUUAUUCACAUAAGUUAUAGUAUUUCCUGCCAUUAUUUAAAAAUGUAGAAAGUAUACACAAUUGACAAAUUGAUCCAAAUAUAAAUAUCAAAGGAAGAAAUUGAUUUGACAUAUAGAUGAAAUUAUUAGCAUAUUAGAUAUAUUGUUUCAUAUAAAUACAGUGGAACCUCAGUUCUCAAACUUAAUUCCUUAUGGAAUGCUGUUCGAAAUCCAAAAUAUACAGAAACCGAAACUAUUUUCCCAAUAGGAAUCAAUGUAAAAUGGAUUAAUUGUCUUAGUGGCUUAUGACAGAUGCUUCUUCAGCCAAGAUGGCCGCUCCACAACAUCUCCAGCUCAGAAUUAUUUUUCCAGAAAGGAUGUAUUGAAUGAACUUAGCGACAUGGAACUUAUCUGAUGUUGUUGUUUAGACUGUGCAGGUAUUCUCUUUGUCACCAAUCUACAGAGUAACACAGAGAGGAGUAAUCCACUUAUUGUCAAAUUGAAGAUGAUCUGAGAAAAGCUACUGGGAAAAUGUAGUUGUGUAGUAGUGAUGGUGUUGUGGGUCAUUGAGAGAGCCACAGGUGGCUCGGGAUUAUUUAGUCUUAUGAUUCCUUUCUUCUAACUGACUGUCUUCAGCUUCUUUCUCAUUGCCACAGUGUUGCAUCUCCUGCUGUCUUCUACCACUAUUUUCAUGCUAACUGCUCUUCUGAUCUUGCUAUCUGCAUACCUCCCUUCCUCUUAUACCCAUAUUGCACAAGACUUUUCUUCUUUCUCUCAUCCCUUAUCUGUCCACCUCUCUAAUGCAAGAGUUAACCAGUACUCUUAAUCAUUCAUCCCUUUCUCUGGUAAACUGUGGAACUACCUGUCUCCUGUAUUUCCUCCUUCCUAUGACUUGAACUAUUUCAAGAGGAAGGUUUCAAGACACUUAUCCUUCAAUUUUUUAUGAUUCUCUUGACAUUUCUUUUGGGAUUGUCACCUCAGUGGGAUUUUUUCUUUUUAUUGUUUCCCUUGACCAAUGACCCUCUUAAAAAAAUAAAUAAAUAAAUAAAUAAAAAAAGGCCCUGGGUUAAAUAAGCCCCAUCCACUUAGAUGACAUCAUGGCCUGCCACUAAUCAUGUUGUUUCCUUCUGAGAGCAGACACCAAAUUGUGCAUCAUAACUUUGAAAACAUAUGUCUGCAAUUAUAUACUUACCCUAACCAUCUGGUUAUGCAUCCAAUAAUGAUUUGUAACACAAAAAUACAAUCAUCCUUCCAUAUUGAGCACUUACAGAUUGCACUUUUUCUACAACACAUUUAAAUUUUAACUUCCAUCCAUACUGCACACCUGCCUUCUAGAUCACACACCCAAGCCAAGCCCACACACACACACACACACACACACACACACACACACACACACACACACAUCUCAUGUACACACUAGCCCUGCAUGUGGGAGUGAUGCUUUUUUGGAAAUGGGAGAAACAGUAUGCAUAGAAGUUCAUUUGAUAACUAAAAGAGGGAGGUGGACAACUUUGAUAAGUUGACUCACCCUCCACCUCUUUCCACCCUCCCUGAAUAGCUAAUUAAGUUUUACAUUACAUAACAGUCAAUUCAUUAAAAAAUUAUGGUUUGCUGUUGUCCAAGAUGUGUAAGAAUAUGAAGAGAUAUUAAUGAAAUUAUGACUUCAUUUGUAUCAUCCACAUUAUUUUUGAUAUUCUUAUCAUGACACAUUGUCCUGCAUUCAGAAAUAUAGAUUUAUAACUUAGUCAUGAAUUGCACAAAAAAUAAAACUGUGGUCAAGAAUUUCAGUGUGUGAUGUACUAUAUAUUUAUUUUGUGAUGCACAGCUUCUAGUUAAAUAAAUAAGUACAUAUAUUUCAUAACCAAAAAUGCAUUCUGAGUAAAUUCAACAGUAUUUAUUAAGUGACAGGUGAACAUGAACUUCACUAACAUUCAACAAGGUAAAAUUUCUAACUAUAGUGCUGCACCAUGUGUUGCUAUUAAGUGAUCCUGCAAAAAGUUAUAAAAUUAUUUUCUAUCAAGUUGUGAUACUGAUCCAAUGGCAAAAGUCAAAGGCUGAGUUCACAUGUUGGUCUUAAGAUGGAGUGCAUCAUCAGUGACAUCACUCCAUCAACAGGAUAAUUAACUGGAGUUGCCAAAUAUCCUUCCAUGAGAUGGGAGAGUGCUGUUGCCCCAUAAAUACUAGCAACAGUUCUCUCCCAUCUCAUGGAAGGAUAUUUGGCAGUUCCAAUCAGUUUUCAAUCAACAGUGACAUCACUGGUGAUGAACACGUCAAAUGGGUAGUGUGUAACUGUUUCUGGGUUCAUCCAAAAACUUGUCCAAACAGCUUUUUCACUCCUGAGAUGACACACUUUUUUCUUUCAAAAUAUCCAGAAAACAUCUAAGAUAUUUUUAAGACUCGGGAGCUAAAAAGUCAUACUGGUCUUUCACUCAAUAUUGCAGCAAUACUUCUUUGGUACUGGUAGUUUUGAUACCAUAAUGAAUCACCAAGAUUCUUAGCAUCUUGAUUUUCAAAUAUGUUCUGAAUUAGAUGUGAAAAUAAUAUCCAAAUUUCAUGGCAAGAAAACGGUAACUGAUAUUUUUUUUGUUUAAUUUAGUUAAUAUAUAAAUGAUGGUAAAACUACUUUUCAUUAGCUGGACAUACAGGUGUGCUGUCAUGGUCAAAGCCAGAGCUUGUCUUGAUAUUACAUACACAGUCAUAAAAGGAAUUAAACUUCUGAGCACUGAAAAUAAUUUAGUAAUAUCUUGAUAAUGCAACCAUUCUUACACUACACCAAGACUGUUCUUGAGCUUCCUUGAUACUGUGCACUGCUUCAUUGAAUCAACUUCAUUGUUUAUUUGCCCACAGAAAUAGUGUAGUUCUUUUCACAAAGUGGUCAAUUCAGGAUAUAAUAUUAAGAAACCACAUGCACAACUGGAUUUCUGAACACAAAAAUCAAUUUACACUAUAAUCAAGCCAUCAAUUAAUGAAUAACCAGACAUCCGGGAUUCCUAACGGAAUGGUCACACCAGGAUCCUAAAAGGAUAAAGGAUGUAGCUAAACACCACAAGAAAGAUAGUUGGAAACAUACCCAGAUGAAAGUGACAACAGGAAGUCCAGACAUUAAAACUUUUUUCACAAUUAUAUUAACAACAGGUGGAGUCAACCGUUUCAUUACCAUGAUUUUUACAUCAAGCUCAAAAGCCAAGCCAUGUGCACAGUUAUCUAACAUCAAGCUCCAGCUUUAACUAUAAAAACAGGCCCCUAUUUCCAUAUGAUGAAAAGUAAGCAAUUCAUACAAAUGAUGAAAAUAACCAUGUCAGCUACCCAUCAACAUUCUUGUUAUGUAAAAUUUUAAUAUUUUCAAGUUAAAGUCUGUUUGCUAUGAUGCACAAACUGAGAUGUAGUGAAAUUUAAUGCAAGAUGUUAGGCAUUUAGAUCUUAAAAAGUAUUUCAUAUCACAAGAAAGUAUUAUGCUUUAUUAUGAUUAUGAGUUUUGCUAAUAUGGCCCACCCUUAGUUAAAUCAAUACCUUCAAUACUGCACAACUGUUGUGUGUUUUAGUGUGGUAUAAUAAGAGGAUUUUUCUUAACCUCAAAUACACAAUUAUUCUGUUGUAACCUAGGGUGGUCUCUGGUAACAAAAGAUUUAUUCUAAGCUUAUUUAUAAUAACCAAUAAUUAAUAGAGCUUGAGAUGCCCAGUCACCUGGUCUAUCAAGUCAAUUGGGCCAGGUCCAAUACCCACUACUGUUCGGGACCCAGGUGCUAUCUGGGUACGGCCAGCAUCCUGGAUGACACUCACUGUCAAACCAGCCUCCCGGGCCAGUGCUGAUAGGUCCAUUAGAGAAGCUUCAUCAUCUAUUUUUACAACAACCUGCAUCAAAUUGAAAGAAUGAAAAGUUAAUUACGGUUCUUUUCUUAAUAACAAUGCUGUAAGGUAAAUUAGAAUGUAAUGUUAUAUGUUUAACAUUUAGAACAAGUCCUAACUCAGACCUUGUCCAAGAUACAUUACUUACAUAGGAUUGGGUACAAAGUGGAAUUAGACUUAGGAUACCAUCUCAUCUAUGCCUCAGAAACACUAAACAUGGCUAAAGCAAAAGUAGUGAUGUCUCCCAAAAUUUCUCCAAUGAAUGAAGAGGUGUACUAAAUGAAUCAAGUAAUAUCACCAAGAUGGAGAAGGGCUUUCAGUUAUAACCGUUUUGAUGUAGAUGCCUACUGCAAGAAGCACAGUAAUCUCCCCUGUGCUGAAAGUGAUUACAUCUUGUUACCUUGCUACAGUCACAGGUUAAAUGUAGUCUUAUAAAGGAAAUUGUUGCACACUACAAAUCCCAAUGCUCAACACCACACAGUCUUAUUUUGCUGUGUCAGCCUUAUAGAUUAUUAAUAUACAGGUGCAGAGUGGGACUGUGGGAUUGCAGUAGGUGAGAUAGAGCUGAAAUUGCACUUUCAGCUGAGUUCUCUGGAGGUGGUGGAGUAGGUGUGGAUGAUGGUGAUUUGUCCUACAUCUUGCAAUGUCUUCAACACAUUUUUCUUAGGCCAAUUCUUUUAUGUAGAUAAUUGCUGUCACAUUUAGGAUAGUUCACAUAUUUUGAAACAAAAGCCUAGUAUAAUAAUUUCUUGUAUUUAUGAAGGGAAAAUUAAAUUUCUAACCUAUGAAAA
Molecule: messenger RNA, 6751 nt
Organism: Scylla paramamosain (green mud crab)
Lineage: Eukaryota; Metazoa; Arthropoda; Malacostraca; Decapoda; Portunidae
Gene: por
Product: protein-serine O-palmitoleoyltransferase porcupine-like
Exons: 9
Coding region: 211-1647 (478 amino acids)
Biological process (GO): protein palmitoylation; Wnt protein secretion; lipid modification
Cellular component (GO): membrane; endoplasmic reticulum
Molecular function (GO): Wnt-protein binding; palmitoleoyltransferase activity
Source: RefSeq, a predicted model, not a curated record